CCUUUCCCUAAACACCGAAAACAUGGUUAUGAGCACUCUGUUGUGGGCUGUUACCGGCCUGGCAGUUGUAGGUCACGCUUCUCCCGGGAAACGCGCGACCGACGCCUCCGCAUAUUGUUCCAAUUCAGCAGGCAACUACAAGCUCUCGUCCAUCACAGCUCCCGUACAGGGAAGUGGUAGCCCCGGCUCCGAAUCCACCUGGAAGCUCACCAUCGACGAUACAUCUUCCGGUCACAAGCAAUCUAUUACGGGCUUUGGGGCGGCAGUCACCGAUGCGACGGUCACUUCCUUCAACACGUUGUCGAGCUCGACCCUCCAGCAGCUCCUGAAUGAGCUGAUGACAUCAAAUGGCGCCGACUUCUCUCUGAUGCGCCAUUCAAUCGGCGCAUCCGAUUUGUCUGGAGACCCAGCAUACACCUACGAUGAUAACGGGGGUAGUGUUGACACGUCGCUUUCCGGGUUCAACCUGGGCGAUCGUGGAACUGCCAUGGCGAAAAUGUUGGCCUCGAUGAAGUCGCUGCAGUCAAGCCUGAAAGUGCUAGGGUCCCCAUGGAGUGCCCCAGGUUGGAUGAAGUUGAACGGUGUGAUCGAUGGCAGCACGACCAAUAACAACCUGAACGACGGCUACCUCACGAGUGGCGGUACGGGAAGCACCGGCUACUCCAGCGAAUUCGCCCAAUACUUUGUGAAGUACAUUGAAGCAUACGAAGCAUUGGGCGCUACGAUCGAUGCGAUCACCAUCCAGAAUGAGCCCCUGAACAGUCAGUCCGGGUAUCCUACCAUGUACGUCUACGACUACGAGUCCGCGCAGUUGAUCCAAAACUACAUUGGGCCAGCUCUCGCCAAUGCCGGGCUGAGCACGGAGAUAUGGGCCUAUGACCACAAUACUGAUGUGACAUCCUACCCCCAGACCGUGCUCAACGGAGCUAGUCAGUAUGUUGACACUGUAGCUUGGCACUGCUACGCUACGAAUGUCGACUGGACAGUCCUUAGCCAGUUCUACAGCUCCAACCCUGGAGUCAAGCAAUACAUGACUGAAUGCUGGACGCCGGCUUCUGGAUCAUGGCACCAGGCUGCUGACUUCACCAUGGGUCCUCUCCAGAACUACGCUUCGGGAGUUAUGGCCUGGACCCUUGGCACCAACACUGAUGACGGACCGCACCUGACGAGUGGUGGGUGCGAUAACUGCCAGGGCUUGGUCACCAUCAACAGUGCUGACAGCUACACUCUUAAUACUGCCUAUUAUAUGAUGGCGCAGUUUAGCAAAUUCAUGCCUUCUGGCGCGAUCGUGCUUAAUGGAAGCGGUAGCUAUACCUAUUCGAACGGUGGAGGUAUCCAGUCCGUGGCUUCUUUGAACCCAGAUGGAACACGCACGGUUGUGAUCGAGAAUACGUUCAGUAACGACAUCUACCUCACACUGUCCACUGAAAGCGGAGAGGAAUGGAGUGGAAACAUCCCCAGUGAAUCUGUGACUACCUGGGUCCUUCCUGCUUCGUCUUGAUUGAUUGAAUAAUGUAUCUCUAGGGAUCAACACACUUGAUAGCAAUGCAUUUUUCUUGUAAAUUACCAUUAGAAGACG
Aspergillus sclerotioniger CBS 115572 is the source of this 1579-nucleotide messenger RNA. RefSeq names its product glycoside hydrolase family 30 protein. The record is from RefSeq and is a predicted model, not a curated record. Bases 23 to 1501 code for a protein of 492 amino acids. Gene Ontology annotation, biological process: glucosylceramide catabolic process. Lineage: Eukaryota; Fungi; Ascomycota; Eurotiomycetes; Eurotiales; Aspergillaceae. The transcript has 2 exons. Gene Ontology annotation, molecular function: glucosylceramidase activity.